Messenger RNA from Protopolystoma xenopodis, 750 nucleotides. The record is from the annotation of a GenBank genome assembly. NCBI's taxonomy places the organism in Eukaryota, Metazoa, Platyhelminthes, Monogenea, Polystomatidea, Polystomatidae.
AUGCCUGACCGUCCAUGCUUUGACAAUCGGUUGCCAUGUGACAGCAAGUCGUCCCGUUCCUUGGCCAGUGCCUCUUCUCGUUCUCAUCGUAAGUCGACCUCUUCGCUGCAGGCCACCACUCCCUCUAGCCACCUAAUUCUCAAGCCUCUACACCAAGCCUCUAACGCUCACGCUUCGCCCUCACAUUUACAUACGGUCGCCGGGACUGAUAGCCCUACUGACAUGAGAGGUAUCGAUGACGCUAGACUUUCAACCCAGUCAUCUUUGCUCGAAUCCCAGGAUAAGUCGCGCGCUAUCACUGCGGGGACCUCGUUACAUAAGCAGCUCACUAGUCUCGCAAACGUGCUACCUGAUGUCUCCAGCAGCAGUAGUGAGGAGGGCCGUCAAGAUGUUCUGGUCUCCGACCCCAUGCCGGCAGAGAGAACGACCGAGUUUGUCAAGGGAAAGCGCUCCGUUAAAUCUCCUGUCCCUGUCCCGAUGCACCAAAGGCAUCAACACCAUCGUGAUGAGCCAUCUCCUACGGUCAAACGGGUGGACAGCAAGGCAAAGUCGCGCGAAAAGCGCCGACGUUUACGCGAACAGCGUGGCCUGGCUUUCGGAGAUGAUGAAGCCUCCUCUUCUUCGGAUUCUCCCAUUCGGCCUGUAGGACAUCGGUAUACGCUUCCUGUUGCUAAUCCAGCUCCUUCAAAAAAUACUAAAUCUGACUCAGCCCUUAGAAAGGUGAUCUUUAAACUGGACCUCCUACUUUAA